AUGUUUUAUAUAUAUUUCAUUAAUUCACCAAAAUUCUGUUAUAAUCAGAUAUAUUAUAAAAGAACUAUAAAUAAAGAAAAAUUAUUUCUAAUUAACAGAAAAAGCUUUCUGAAGAACAUAAAAGAAAAUGACACUAUAAGAAAUAAUCAUAAAAUAAAUAUUGAUGAGCAAAAAAAUAAUAAAAAAACCAGAGUAACAUCUUAUAUUUUUAGUAAGUUCAGUCAUAUUUUUAAUGAAAAGAAUAAUUUUCUUAAAAGAAAAAAUAUAAAUUUUCUUGAGAAUUUCUCUAUUCAUAAAGAUUUAAAAAAGAAAAAAAUAGCCUUGUUAAAAGCAUAUAAAAAAAAGCAAAGAUAUUUAAAUUUUUCUAAAAAUUAUCUUAUAAAUGAAAAAAACAAACUAAAAUACAAAAAAGUAUGUGUAUACAAUAAUUAUUUGAAUGUAAAAAAAAAUAAAAAUAAUAAUAUUUUAAAAAAAAAUUAUUCUAGUGAAGAAAACUCCAAUAAAAACAAUAUAUAUAAUGGAAACAAAAGUAAAUAUUAUUUAAAUGAAAAUGAUAAAAGUAGUAAAAAUGUACAUGAUGGUUAUGCUAGUUCAGAUAGUGUAAACUACAUUUUAAAUGAAAACACAUUAGUAGAAAAUAAUACCAAUUUCGAAAAUAAAGAUAUGAAUGAAAAAAUAGAUAAUAAUACUAAUUAUUCUUUUAUAUUUGACACCAACGAUGAAUAUGACCCUAAUAAAUUUUUAAAUGUGUUAUAUUUUUUAAUUGAAAAAAAAAUAGAUAUUAACGAUUAUAUAGAAAAAGAAUUAAAUAGAAGAAUGACAUAUUUUAUAAAAAAAUGUAAUGAUAUUAAAAUGAUAUUUUUAUUGUUGCAUACUAUGAAUAAAUUAGUUUGCAUAAAUAAUUUAAUUAACAAACUACAUGAUCAUAUAUAUAAAAUUCAAGAUUCUGAAUUGUUAUCAAUAUUUGUACGUAUUCUAAUUAAUUCAAAUUAUCAAAAUAAAAAUUUACUAUUUUUUAUUUUAAACAAAUUAAAGGAAAAUAUAAACUUAAACAUCUGCUCAACAUUAACAGUCAGUAAUGCAUUUUAUAGUUAUUCAACAUUGUAUCAAAGAAAUUUAAUAGACUUAGAACAAAUUCCCUUACAACAAAUAAUUCAAAUAAUUUCUAAUUAUUAUAGUUCCUUUUCAUAUAUACAGCUUCUUGAAAUAGUUGAUGUUUUUCAAAAUUUUAAAUUCAUUAAUAAGGAUACAGAUAAAAUUUUAUAUAAAAGCGUAUCGAACUUAUUUUAUAAUAUAGGUAAUUAUUUUAUUAAUAAUGAUAUAAUAAAAUCGUUAAAAUUUAAAAAUAUUAAAGAGCUUAUGUAUUCUUAUGCUAAAAACAAAAUAUACCAUGAAAAGUUAUUUUUAUACUUAUAUCCCCCCUUAUUAGAAUAUAUAAGAAAACUUAACCAUAAUAUAAUAAGAAAUAAGUUUUACACAUUUUUAAAUGUUAAGGAUUCUGAUAAAAGUGAUUUGAAUGAAAAACUAACAAAUAAAAUAAAGCUAGAUGAUAGCAUUAAAAAUGAAAAAGAACAGAAAGAUAUAAAAAAUAAUUUGUUUCAUGAUGAUAAUAAAAUAUUAAAUAAAAAUUAUGAAUUAAUAAUUGAUGCUAGUAAAAAUGUUACUGAUAUUUUGUAUUCUUUUAGUAAGUUUAAUAUGUACAUAGAUGAAUUAUAUAAUGAAGUUUUAUUAUUUAUGCAGAAUUUUUAUAAAUAUAUAGAUUGUUCAAAUAUGUCACAAUGCUUAAUAUCAUUUACGAAAACAAAUUGUAACAUAUCAAUGCUUUUAUCUAAAAUCCAUUAUGAUAAAUUCAAUGUUAAUUCUAAUUAUAAUAAUUUUUUUAGAUAUGCUAGCUCUAUUGAUUUAAUGAAUUUUCUACUAGCAUUUAGUAGAAACUUAUAUUUUGAAAAAGAUGUAUAUAAUAUAAUUUCUGAGUUACUAUUGAAAGGAAAAAUUUAUUCAUUAGAGGCUUCUGAUUUAAUUAAUAUUAUUCAUGCUUAUAGUAAAAUUUAUUAUAUAGAUGAAAAGUUAUUUUUAACUGUUGAUAAUAUUAUUUGUUCUAGACUUGAUAGAAAUGAUAAUUAUUUAACAACAGAACUAGCUAUUAAGUAUUUAAAUGCUUGUGCUAAGUUGUCUUAUAAAAAUGAAAAAAUUAUUUAUAAAACAAUAGAAAUAUUACAUAGAUAUAAUUUUGCUAAUAUAAAAAUAUUUGAUUUAUUUAAAGUUUUAAAAAGUAUUAAAAAACUAAAUUUAUCCUUUGAAAGUUUAGAGUCUUAUAUUAAAAUGAUUGCACCUAAUUAUGCUUUUGAUUUUUCUAAAUAUACUAAUUACUACUAUAAAACUACAAAGGAUAUUCAUAUAAGAAAAAAAAAAUGGAUUUGGUAA
Plasmodium gallinaceum is the source of this 2424-nucleotide messenger RNA. RefSeq names its product conserved Plasmodium protein, unknown function. The coding region runs from base 1 to 2424 and encodes 807 amino acids. The record is from RefSeq and is a predicted model, not a curated record. The transcript has a single exon. NCBI's taxonomy places the organism in Eukaryota, Apicomplexa, Aconoidasida, Haemosporida, Plasmodiidae.